CCUAGCUAGAGCGUCCACGGUGUCGUUCGUUUAUAGCUAGCUAACAGGGAAUCUUUUGCUGAACCAAUAAAAGUUUCCCUGCAACUCGAUCUGUCUUCUGGAAUCGCUCUCUGGGCUCCCGGAAUAGGCAACCCUCUAAAUUGGUGACCCCGAAUCCGGAUCAACCUCAGCGCCGGAUAUUUGGAACUUUUCUCUGGUGAGCUCGUUCCAUUUAUUUUUCAUAUUUUCCGGUUUUAUUUUUGCAUACGGUAGCCUAUUUUUUGCGUCAUUUUUUCAAGCCAUGGAAUCUGUAGACCAUAAGGUAGAGUCUCUACUUAGCGUUGUAUCUCUCUCAGUUCCACCUUUUUGGGACAUGGAUCCUGUUUUGUGGUUCGCUCAUCUUGAGGCUGAGUUUUAUAACCACAGAAUCACUUCCGACUACGCGAAGUAUUGCAAGCUCCUGUCCUAUCUCCCCAAGGAGAUAUCAAUGCAGGUUCGUGACGUCAUCAUUUCUCAGACCGAAAACCGCUAUGAGGCUCUCAAGGAGGCCACGAUUAAGCGUGUUAUGCCCUCUGAGAAAGUUCGCCUGCAGCAGCUUUUCAGGGAUCUGCAGCUGGGCGACAAACUGCCCUCAACCCUGCUACGGGAGAUGCAGCAACUCCUUGGUUCCUCAACCAUGGACGAGACUUUACUUCGCGAACUAUGGCUACAACGGCUACCGGAAAACACGCAAGCGAUUCUCGCUACAGUGAGCUCCGUUUCGCUCACUCAACUAGCAGACUUAGCGGAUCGAGUUAUUGAACGAUCACAGCCACAAGCCGACGCCAGCAAGAUCAAUGCCGUCGCGUCCCAGGGCACUUCUAUCACUGGCUUACAGUCAACUAUAGAAGCCCUGCAAGCACAAGUUGCGACACUUAGUCGCCAGGUGCAACAGCUUACUAUGACCCGUCGUCGUCCUAGCCGCUCAAAAUCGCCCUGCAAACGUUCUCAGUCUAGCAACAGGCAAGCUAGCUGUUGGUACCAUCAGCGUUUUGGUACCGCAGCUCGUAAAUGUGUCAAGCCUUGCAACUUCGCCGAGAAGCAGGGAAAACUUCGCGGCCGGUCCGUAACGGCGACGGACGCGACUGGCCAACACCAAAGUCGCCUCAUCCGCGUUAGGGAUUUAACUUCCGGCACCGAGUUUCUAGUCGACACUGGUGCCGAAGUUAGCGUUAUACCCCGUAGCUCAGAUGAGGUCGUCUCACCAUCGCCGACCAAGCUGCGUGCCGCCAAUGGCACACCAAUCGCAACUUUCGGCGAAAAGCUGCUAACGCUCAAUUUAGGCCUCCGGCGAACCUUUCGCUGGCCUUUCAUAAUCGCUGCUGUGCCUUUCGCCAUCAUAGGCAUAGACUUUCUUCAACGCUUCGACCUCAUCGUCGACGCUAAAAGGAAGAAGCUUAUCGACUCUAGGACACAGCUCAGUGUUAUCGGGACUAGCGCCAACGUGGCUGCUAUCACUCCCAUUCGUGUCCUACCUCAAGCUUCACAGCCUUUUCUAGAACUUUUCAGCAAGCACCCUAAACUCGUUCGCGUCCUGAACGACUUGCCUCCUGUGACGUCAAACGUCAUGCAUCACAUUUGCACUAAGGGCCCACCUGUUUCGGCCCGCCCUCGCCGACUAGCCCCGGACAAGCUCAAAGCUGCUAAGGCGGAAUUCGAGCAAAUGCUCGAACUGGGAAUCAUCCGCCCGUCCAAAAGUCCAUGGGCAUCACCAUUACACAUGGUGCCGAAGAAAUCCGGUGACUGGCGCCCUUGUGGUGACUACAGGGCACUUAACAAAGUUACCGUCCCGGAUAAAUACCCUAUCCCGCACAUGCACGACUUGACCUCAGCUCUAGCUGGCAAGUCUAUCUUCAGCAAAGUCGACUUAGUUCGCGCCUAUCAUCAGAUACCUGUCGCGCCAGAUGACAUUGCUAAAACAGCAGUCAUCACGCCAUUCGGCCUAUUCGAGUACCUCAGAAUGCCUUUCGGCCUCAGCAACGCUGCCCAAACUUUUCAGCGUUUCAUUCAUGAGGUAACGCGAGGACUCGAAGGCGUUUAUCCUUAUCUAGAUGACAUUCUUAUCGCCAGCUCUUCUGAUGAAGAACAUCUUCGUCACCUCGACGCUCUCUUCCAACGCUUAACCCAGCAUGGGGUUACCGUCAACCCCGAUAAAUGCGAGCUUGGCCAAAGCUCCAUCGACUUUCUUGGCCACCGCAUAUCUGCCUCUGGUAUCGAAGCCCUGCCAGACAAAAUCCAGGCACUGAAGGACUAUCCUGCUCCCAGUUCCUUCAAGCAGUUACGCCGAUUCCUUGGCCUGGUCAACUAUUAUCAGACGCUUUAUACCUAACUGCGCGAGCAUUGUUCAACCAAUGACUGACUUGCUCCGCGGUAAACAACGGUCUUUUCACUUUACAGACGACGCUAAAUUGUCUUUCGAGAAGCUCAAAGACGCUAUCUCCAACAUAGCGCUUCUCGCCCAUCCAGACACGUCUGCAUCACUCUCUCUGACAACUGACGCAUCAGACACUGCCGUCGGUGCAGUUCUUCAACAACUCAUCGACCAUCGAUGGAUACCUCUAGGUUUCUUCUCAAAGCGCUUACAACCUGCCGAAUCGCGAUACAGCACCUUCGGUAGGGAACUGUUAGCUAUCUACCUAGGUAUCCGACAUUUCCGUCACUACCUCGAAGGUCGACAUUUCACCGUCUUCACCGACCACAAGCCAUUGAUCUACGCAAUCAAUGGCGCAACAGACAAGUACUCGCCGCGGGAAACUAGACACCUAGACUACGUUUCUCAGUUUACGACAGACGUACGUCAUGUCUCAGGUGCUCUCAAUCCCGUCGCGGAUGCGCUUUCACGCAUUCAGCAGAUCAGCUUAUCGCCUGGCACCAACAUUGAUCUAGCCGCUAUGGCUGCUGCCCAACAAGCUGAUCCCGACAUCGACAAGCUACGACGCAACACCUCGUUAAAACUACGUGAAGUCCCACUAGCUUCAUCUGAAGGGACCAUUCUUUGUGACGUCUCACAAACUUCUCCCCGACCCGUAGUUCCUACCUCAAUGCGUCGACUAGUUUUCAAUGCUUUACACAACCUGUCUCAUCCCGGCAUACGUGCUUCGC
Dicrocoelium dendriticum is the source of this 3120-nucleotide messenger RNA. The record is from the annotation of a GenBank genome assembly. Lineage: Eukaryota; Metazoa; Platyhelminthes; Trematoda; Plagiorchiida; Dicrocoeliidae.